AAACUGUGGCUCUUUGUGUUCAAUUUUAAUUCCGGAGAGCCAUGGAUUACCGUUUUUCGCGGCAUGCCCGAAGGCGCAGCCCAAGACGACGAUCGCGAACCCCACCGCGGAGCGACGUUGCAGAGAGAAUCUCAAAGGCCUUGGUAAGAUUCGGCCGGUAUCGAGAUCAUCGGCCGGAAGGGCUCAUGGUGAGUUCUGAAGGAGGGUUCCUGCUUGAAAACCUCAUGGAAAGCUGGGCUGCGUACGAAGGAUACUCCAAGAAGGAAGUCCUUGAUGCCGCGAGGCUUCACAUGUUCCACGAGGAUGGGCACUCCCUGCGCUUCGAGAUCACGCAGACCAGUCGAGAUACCAUGAUCAAAGUGAAGCCCCGUAGAGGGGGUGGCCGCGGCGACCGUGGCGACCGCGGCGACCGUGGCGACCGUGGCGACCGUGGCGACCGCGGCGACCGCGGCGACCGCGGCCACCGUGGCGACCGCGGCGACCGUGGCGACGACCGGUGGCAUCGCUCUGGUCGUCGAAUUGGGUCCGUCAAAGUCGAGGAGUCAGAUCGAGAAGACUCCCUGCCUCCUCUGCGGGAGCCACGAACUCUCGACGAGAAGCUCGACAUGCCCUUAGAUGACCUCGCGGCCCCAGAGCGACACGGAGACCGAUCUGCUGCCAGCAGCUCCCGCGAGCCCUUUGCCGACAAGGCUUCUCGUGUGCAUCGCAAGAUGGAGCAGAUGGGUCACACACCAGCUAUGGCGCACCGAAGGAGGCCGCCGGUGAAUGCUGACCGAGGAGGCUCGCCACGGGGCUCACCCCGGGGCUCACCCCGGGGCUCACCGAUGGGCUCCGCUCCACGCGUGAGGAAGCCACCAAUGCCAAUGCGCCAACUGCGCCAACCCCCGAAGGAGGCGAGGUCGCCCUUCGUCAAGGCGCCGCCGGUCAAGGCGCCACCAGUCAAGGCGCCUCCCAUGCGCUUGCCGCCCAAGAAGGAAGCUGGUGCUGACCAGGGAAUGGAGGUUGAUCCUCCACGCCUGGGUGAGCCUCCACGCGAACAGGAUGACGAUCUCAGCGAAGGCUUCGAGGAGGAUGAAGCACCUGAUCCUCCGCCGGGAGAACAUUGGCAAGAGUUCGAAGAUGAGGGCCGACCUUGGUACUACUACGAUGGGCCGAAAGGCAAAUGGGCCUGCUUAGGCCCUGGCCACGAAGUGACCAAGCUUGGUGAGGACGAAUAGGUAGCCCCUGGCAAAGUUCUACACUACCUUCGAUUUGACGAUCGACACCUGAGGAAUAAAUGCAAUCUAGUGCUGGGCAAAGGCCCACUGUUUUUCUUAGACGACGUUGCAUUUUGACACCGUUUUCCUUUUCAGUCAAGCAGAUUGCCCUAUAGUUUA
Molecule: messenger RNA, 1376 nt
Organism: Cladocopium goreaui
Lineage: Eukaryota; Dinophyceae; Suessiales; Symbiodiniaceae
Source: the annotation of a GenBank genome assembly